Molecule: messenger RNA, 1644 nt
Organism: Sarcophilus harrisii (Tasmanian devil)
Lineage: Eukaryota; Metazoa; Chordata; Mammalia; Dasyuromorphia; Dasyuridae
Gene: CCDC9
Product: coiled-coil domain containing 9
Source: RefSeq, a predicted model, not a curated record
AGAGAAGGCGACAGGAGAGCCGCCGGAGGAGCCGCCGGAGGAGCCGCGAGCUUUCCCCGCCGAGACCCUCGAGCCAGCGCAGCCGCGCAGGCGGCCCGAUCCCUCCGCCGGGCCAGAGGCAUGGCCACCACACUGGACCUGAAGUCCAAGGAAGAGAAGGAUGCCGAGCUGGACAAGCGGAUCGAGGCCCUGCGCAAGAAGAACGCUGCCCUGAUCCGGCGUUACCAGGAGAUCGAGGAGGACCGCAAGAAGGCGGAGUCGGAGGGCGUGGCCGUGACAGCGCCCAGGAAGGGGCGCCCCGCCGAGAAGGAGAAUGUUGCUGUGGAUACGGAGAGGAGCGUGGGCUCCGGCCGCCGACCGGCUGCCCCCUCCCGGGCCCAGGGGAGCACUGGGAAGGGGGGCCGCAAUGCCCCCCAGCGCGGAAGCAGGGCUGGAUCGGGUAGAGGGUCCAGGUUCUGGGAAGAAGAAGUGGUGAUCCACGUGGAGCCACCACCAACUCGAAGCGGAGGAGGCUGGGGCCGUCGAGGCCGGGGCCGAGGAGGGGGAGCCUACCCUGGAGGGAACGGCCUGGCGGCGGGGGACGCCCCGGUCCCCGACAGGAGAUCCAAGGAGUGGGAGGAGCGACGUCGCCAGAAUAUAGAAAAGAUGAACGAAGAGAUGGAAAAGAUAAAAGAAUUGAGAAACAGCGGAAUCCCCUUGUCCCGGAACUUCCUUGGAAUGAUCCUCGCCGAGGGGCCUCUGCAGGAGGCCGAGCGCCACCGGGCUUUAGGGCAGCCGGGCGCCUGGGCGGAAACCUGGGGGUGGUUCCGGGACUUUGAGCGGGCCCAGCGGGCUGGGCCAGCCGCAGGGGACAGGGGUCUGGGAGGGUCCCGAAUCCAGGGUGCUCAGCAGGAGGGCAUGGCACCGGGACAGGGGGUGCUGGGCUCCUUAGACACGCGGCUCCAGCGAUGCUGUUUGUUGGAGAGAGCAGGGUCGUCGGGCAGGACCAGGUUCAAAGAUGGCCCUGGCUCUGUCCCAGAAACACCCUCGCAUCAUGAUGAAGGCAGUAGCCGACCCCCCAAACCCCCAACCUUUGGAGACUUUUUGUCCCAGCACAAGACUGUAUCUGGCAACCGAAGGAGAAGGAAGACCAGCCGGCCCCGGGCCAAAGGCCCACCUCGGGAUUACAGCCACCAUGAUGACCGGUGGGAGCCCAAGGAACAGAAGGAGCAAUUGCCUGCCACGGACCAGGAGAAGCCCCCAGACUCAGAGCCACAGACUCAGACCCCCAGUGCAGCCCCAGAGCCCCCGGCUCCAGAGGCAACCCCGUCCACUGCUGAUGAGGAUGAGGACCAGUGGGAGGAUGUGAGUGGGGAGGAGGAGGAGGAGGAGGAAGAAGAGGAAGAGGAUGGAGACUCUGGGGAGGAGGAGGAAGAGGAAGAGGAGGAGGAGGAGGAAGAGGAUCAACCACAAGCAGGUGCUGGUGGCUCAGGGCAGACCCCAGGACCCCAGGGCAGCUCCCCCCAGCCCAGGCACCCGGCAUCUCAAACGCCCUUCCCCCCUCCAGGCCAUCAGCCCCGGUCCGGCUGGGGGAGGAAUGGGCAACUCCCCGGCUCGCUCCCGAUGUGGUUCCCCCGGGCCCCCUCUUCCGGGGCUGGGAAGUGA